UUAUAUUUGCUGCUACAUUUUUUCCCAAUAUGCAAAAACACCAUCCUUUAAGUAACGAUGAUCCUAGAGUAAUAAGGAUGGAUAGGGGAGGUUACACAACGUGUAAUGUCAUCCUAAAAGGUGCAUCUAUCAUUUCGUGGAGGAUCGAAGAAGAGGAGCAGCUAUUUUUCAGCCGAUUAUCGCACUUGGACGAUUACGAUAAAUAUAGAGGCGGCAUAACGAUAGUUUUUCCGCAUUUCCAAGAAUGGUCCUUUGGCAGAAACCACGGUUUUGGCAGGGAUGUAAUAUGGAGUGUGAGAAACGGACCGAGAACUGACCAUUAUGGUGAUGUGCAUUUAGAAUUAAUCUUAAAAUCUAAUUGUUUUACAAAAUCGAACUGGAACUACGAUUUUGAACUGAUCUUGAAGAUAAUCCUAAAAGAAAGAUCGUUGGAAUUACAACUGGUAGUGAUAAAUCCCAGCAAGAACGAAACCCUUAAUUUCCAAAUUGCUCUCCAUUACCACUUAAAAGUGAAGAACUGUAACAAAGUUUCGGUGAAUGGUCUGAAGAACUUGCAGUAUAUCGAUCGUGUAGAUAGCUCCGUAGAUCUUCCCUUUAAGACGAUUAAUACUGAUUCAUUUGACUUAGCACUUCCCAUUGAUAUGGUGGUUUACAAUAGUGGCAAAGAGUUCCAAUAUGUUUCCAAACUCGACGACAAAAUAAUACAUUUUACGAAGAAUAAUUUACCAGACCUUUCCAUAUGGACCGCGGGAUACCUUAUCAACAUACCUAAUCAAUUAGAUGACGACGAAUGGACAGGUUUCGUAGGCACUGAUAUAGGUAACUUCAAAGUGUAUCUACCACCGCAAUCCACUUGGUCGGCUAGCCAAGUUAUCGAAAUUAAAAGAGAAAAUAAAACCAGGGGUAUUUUCAAGAACUUUAUAGAUUAUUUUGAUGAUAUUUGCUAAUUUUAA
This is a messenger RNA of Phyllotreta striolata, 953 nucleotides long. Lineage: Eukaryota; Metazoa; Arthropoda; Insecta; Coleoptera; Chrysomelidae. The record is from the annotation of a GenBank genome assembly.